This is a messenger RNA of Saprolegnia diclina VS20, 790 nucleotides long. RefSeq names its product TKL protein kinase. The record is from RefSeq and is a predicted model, not a curated record. The coding region runs from base 87 to 755 and encodes 222 amino acids. Gene Ontology annotation, molecular function: protein kinase activity; ATP binding. Gene Ontology annotation, biological process: protein phosphorylation. NCBI's taxonomy places the organism in Eukaryota, Oomycota, Saprolegniomycetes, Saprolegniales, Saprolegniaceae. The transcript has 5 exons.
CGGUGGCCAUCAAGGGACUGCUGCCAGGCAAAGCAUCCCGCGUCGCAGUCGCCAACCUCGCCAAUGAGAUUCUCUUGGCGUCCACCAUGCAAAGUCCAUACAUUGUCCAGCUGCUCGGUGCGAGCUGGCGGAUUCCGUCCGACUUGCAGAUGGUCCUUGAGUGGAUGGAUCGAGGCGACCUCCGCUCCGUCCUCUACAAGACAGCACCCUCCACUCCGAACGAAGCGUCCGCCAGCUUUUCGUGGGACGAGAAGAUCGAAUGCAUGCUCUCGAUUGUCGAAGGGCUUGUCUACUUGCACUCGAUGAACAUUCUUCACCGCGAUCUCAAGUCCCGCAACAUCCUUCUGGACUCGACCAAGGGUACGAAACUCACCGACUUUGGCACGUCCCGAGAGAUGUCGACCGAGACCAUGACGAUCGGUGUCGGUACAUUUCGCUGGAUGGCCCCGGAGGUCCUCCACGACUGCUACUACUCGACGGCGGCCGACGUCUACUCGUUCGGGGUGGUGCUCUCAGAGCUCAGCACGCACGAGAUUCCAUACUACGAUCUUUGCAACGAGAAAGGCCAACGGCUCGGGGAUACGGCGAUUAUGUCGCGUGUCAUGAGCGGGUCGACUGCACCAACGUUUGGAACGAGCACGCCGUCCUGGGUGCUGGACUUGGGCAAAGCGUGCAUCGCUACAUCACCCGAGAGUCGCCCGACUGCGAUACAGAUCGCACACGUAAUUCGCCAGCACAUUCAGACUGCGUUGUAAGAACUUGCAAAAGAAAUGGUGUAUGUCGUUCUAUA